This is a messenger RNA of Symbiodinium sp. CCMP2456, 871 nucleotides long. Lineage: Eukaryota; Dinophyceae; Suessiales; Symbiodiniaceae. The record is from the annotation of a GenBank genome assembly.
AUGGCUCAGCUGGUGAACCACGACCUGCCACUGUGGUUGGGGUGUCCUUGGGCCCGCGAUGCCGAUGCCUUCCGCCUUCGUGUGGCCCUAGAUUGCUGGGAUCGGAGUGGCUCUCGCGAAGACGCAGAAGGCACCGGGCUGUACGGAGCAAUCUGUAUUGAGCUGGGUGAACCAGAACGGGCGAGAUCGUAUUUUGAACAACUGGAAGCGCGCGGAACCGAUUUGCGGCUUGCAUACCAGCCUGCUUUUCUCGAAGAUCUUGCGGCUGUUAAUCUGUGGAGUGGCAUCAUGCAGAAGGCAGGUUCUGCAGGUGCUUGUCCAGAUCUGGCUUGCCUGGUCCAGAAGGCUGCCAAGCUGGCCUGCAUGGGUGUCUCCACUGGCAUUUCUCGUAGGCUUCAUGGGGCAGUGUUGUUCACUGGCUGCCACGACGGCUACGAAGUAUUGGCAGAAGGGUUCAACCACCUUGCCGAACCCCUGCAAGCGCGGCGUCAAAGGAGAGCCGGGUCGCCGCACAAACUUCGAGCUGUCCAGCGUCAUGCGGAGGUGCACUGUCUCCUGCAGUUACCUCGGCUGGCAGACGCGAAGGGCAAGCAGAUGUUGAUCGUGGAGAUUGCAGACGUAGGACCUGGCUUGGGCUGGGCCGAGCCUUGCUCUCGCGGCUGUGUCCAACUGCUCACCAAGUACGGUCUCUCCCCGAUCUUUUUCACCGAUGGGAACGGUUCACUUGUAGAGCGUCGCCUGCAGCACGACCCAGACUUGGACGUUCCGUAUAAAACCUAUGCGAGACGUCUCAGUGAUGACCGCAUCUCGGAGAGGGCAUGGAUCGACGUUUCAUGCAAGAUAGAGCUGGAAAGGAGUGGAGGGGACAGAA